This is a messenger RNA of Lasiodiplodia theobromae, 921 nucleotides long. Its product is annotated as Zinc finger RanBP2-type protein. The coding region runs from base 1 to 921 and encodes 306 amino acids. The record is from RefSeq and is a predicted model, not a curated record. The transcript has 5 exons. Lineage: Eukaryota; Fungi; Ascomycota; Dothideomycetes; Botryosphaeriales; Botryosphaeriaceae.
AUGGCCCGACAAGACAUAGAUCCGCAGUUCGGGUCAUACGUGCAUAUUCGCGACCUUCCGCGUCAGGACGAGGCUCUGCUCAUGUUGAAGAAGCUUGCCUCGGUCGUGAAGCCAAUCAUGCGGAAGCGGGACUGGAAGGUCGGAGAGCUGGCCGAGUUCUUGCCUCCACAGUUGAACCUCCUGGGGUUGAACGUCAACGCCGGACAGAAGAUAUUCCUUCGCCUCAGACAUGGCCACGACCCAAACCAGUUCCUCGCAUACGAUACCGUUGCGGACACCCUACUACAUGAGCUUACUCACAUAAGACAUGGCCCCCAUGAUGCAAGCUUCUUCAAGCUCUGGGAUGAGCUACGUGAAGAGUACUACGCGCUGAAGCGACAAGGCUAUUCAGGAGAAGGCUUCCUAGGCACUGGCCACAGGCUCGGUGGUAGGGCAGUGCCGCUCCCUGAGAUUCGACGGCAAGCUCGCCUCGCUGCUGAAAAGCGGAAGACUCUCUCUGCCGGCUCUGGUCAGAGGCUCGGUGGUUCUACGGUCACGCGCGGUACCGACAUACGCAGUGUCAUUGCAGACGCAGCAGAACGCAGGAAUAACAUCACCCAGGGUUGUGGGUCUGGCAAUCAUGUGGUGGAGCAGAAGGCUGAGGAAGAAGCGAGAAGACUGGGCUUUAGGACAAAGGCUGAGAUGGACGAUGCGGAUAAGCUUGCUAUCGCCAUUGCCAUGAUGGAAGGUGACAGAGAUGCAAAUCGGCAGGAGAUGCAGGCUCUCGGUGCUUCUGAGGAAGGCCUCAGUUGGUCAGCCGAAGGGGGUCUCGAGAUGGCUUCGCCCAAGCCAGUAACCAGGAAACAAAACGACAACGAUUCUUCGGCCACGACAACGACCAAGCUGGUCUCUUCUCCCACAUCAGGAGCAGACCAGAAGUAA